Penaeus vannamei (Pacific white shrimp) is the source of this 1577-nucleotide messenger RNA. RefSeq names its product methyl-CpG-binding domain protein 2 (gene MBD-like). The record is from RefSeq and is a predicted model, not a curated record. Gene Ontology annotation, biological process: DNA methylation-dependent constitutive heterochromatin formation; negative regulation of transcription by RNA polymerase II. Gene Ontology annotation, cellular component: nucleus. Gene Ontology annotation, molecular function: methyl-CpG binding. Lineage: Eukaryota; Metazoa; Arthropoda; Malacostraca; Decapoda; Penaeidae.
CUUCUCAAAGCGUCGGUCGUAAACAAACAAGAGAAAGAAAGAGAAGAAGCUGAGUGAAAAACACUUCUUAGUGGUAAAUUAAGAGAAGUUGAGAAGGAGAGAAGGAGACAUAACGCGACAGAGAAGAAGGAGUGGAGGAGAUCCAGAAAGACACCAAAAAUAACAACCACAAUGUCAGUACAGAUAGAAAAACGGCGAUAUGACUGCUCCGCACUUCCGAAGGGCUGGAAGAGGGAGGAAGUACUCAGGAAGACAGGAUUAACUUCGGGGAAAGUCGAUGUUUAUUACUACAGUCCAAAUGGAAAAAAGUUCAGAAGCAAGCCCCAGCUGGCCAGAUAUCUUGGAGACACCGUGGACUUGUCAUCAUUUGACUUUCGGACAGGAAAAGUCAACCCUAUGUUGGUAAGGAAGAAUAAAAAACCAAGAGGAACUCUAUUUGACUACAGUCGUGGAAUGCGGAAUGAUGCAUCACUGGUACCACCCAUCCGCCAAACAGCUUCGAUAUUCAAGCAGCCUGUAACUGUAAUUAAAACACAGCCAUCAAGUAGAGUGAAGCUUGAUAUGAAACAUGGUAUACAGGAUAAGCCAAAACAGUUAUUCUGGGAAAAGAGGCUCCAGGGUCUUCAGGCCUUUGAUGCACAGACAGAAGUCCUCAGGAAUGUUGACUUGCCAGCUGCCCUACAAGGUGUGGGGCCCAAUGUGGAGGAUCAGACAGUCUUGCAGAGUUUAGCAACUGCCUUGCAUUUACAUCCCGGUCCCAUCACAGGUCAAACUGAAGCAAAGCAGAGCCUUGAGAAAAAUCCAGGCGUCUUUGUUAACCCAAAUCAACCACUUGUUGCAGCAGUCACCAUCCAGGAUGAAGACAUAGUGCAGCAGGAGGAAAGGGUAGACCAUGCACGGCAGCAACUGCAGGAGGCUCUUAAGGGACUAGAGCCGUGAAGAACAAGAAAAAAAAGAAUGGGAAAUAAGGAGUAAUGUCUAGAAUUUAAAAUUGCAAAUAUUAUAUGUAAUUGCAUACAUAAAUACUACAUAGGUAUUUUGUGUGUGCUGAUAUGCAAUUUUUUGUUGUUUUUUAUUCUUUUGAUACAUGUAAUAGUGAUGGCAUAAAAUGUAGAAGUUCAUCUGCUAAAUAGGAAUUAAACCUUUAUUAAAUAUUAGAUAAUGUAAAGUUUAUAAUGGAAUAAACCUUCUAGUAAACAUGAAAUGGGAUAAAAUUUUCUAUUUAAAAAGUCUUAACGAAAGAACUAGAUCAGAUAAUUAUCAUUAAAGAAAAUAUGUUCAAUAUGAUAUCAGCAUUGUAUUAUCCAUGGCCACAUUUUAUAAUGUAUAUGUGCGUAUGUAAGGGAAUUAUUUUCUUUUAUCCAUUCAGGUUUGAUAAAGUAGAAUUCGAGAAUGGAAUGUAACUAGUAUAGAUCUAGGCAAAUAUUUCCUCUCAUUAGAAACUUCGUUUUCUGUUAAAAUCUAUCUGUGCUCCUUCUUAAAACAAAAAAGUGAAAUAUAUUUAUAUAUUUAAGGUCUUCAUGAUUGGCCUAUCAAUUUGUAAAAUAUGCAUACUUAAUAAAAAUAAUGUCUCCAGA